CGACUGCCGAUGGCGAAGGAAAAGCCUUGUUGAUCUUACCGAACGAGUGCAAUAACAUUGCGACUAACGGACCGUAAGUUGCGGCCCGUCUUGGUUGUAUCCAAUGACGUUGCAUGUAGCUGUCGGGGGUGAGUGCGCGUAGUUGAACAUAGCUUUACGAAGGAUUGCAGCACAGCUCGAAACCACCAAAUCACACGCACUUCUGGACGUCGAAGGGUCACCCUGCAGGAUUCACGGACAGGAAAAAAGUACGAUACGACAGUGCUUCGUCAGAUACAGUGGUAUGUACUUGAAUAAGAAGCGGCAGUAAUCAAGCGAUAUUGAUACCUGGGACCUGGGAUUCGUAGAUCAGUAUUUGAACGAUGCUUUGUCCCAAAGCCUUGUGUGCAAGUGACGUCCGGGUCCCUCUGGAUUCUGUCACUACUCACGUAUAUUCACCAUGAAUGACUAUCGGAAAGUCCUCAAUAUCGUCGGGUGGACGAUUCUCGCACUGUCGAUGGUAUUUGUGGUAGCGCGAUCGUACACCCGUACACGAAUCGUGAGGACGAGUCUAGGAUGGGACGAUUGGUGCAUGGUUGCUGGCCUGAUAUUUGCUUUGAUUUGCACGUCGCUCGUCACAGCUGGCACCGCACACGGGCUCGGACAGCAUGUUUGGGAUAUAAGGGAUCCGGGAGAUGCAGCUUUAGCUGCUAUGUGCGUGCUAUUGGCGUCAUGCUUCUCCAUCUUCAGCGCAUUCUUCACAAAAUCAUCCAUCAUCAUCGCGUUGAUGAGAAUUCGAGGACACACAGCACACCUGUCGCACAAUUGUAUCGGAUACGCUCCUCUAGUCCUUAUGUUCGUUCUCUCCGUGCUGUCAUGCUCAAUUACGAUAUUCUUUUGCUCGCCUGUGGAAAAGUUAUGGAGACCUCAGAUGGAGGGCACCUGCCUGAACCCCGCUUGGCUGAAUGUUGGUGCAAGAUUGGUCUCAGGCAUGUUCGAAUACCUGCGAACAUCAUGUCGGACACUGAAGUUCGCAGCAUACAACGCCAUCAUGGACGUUUUUUGCGCUGUCAUGCCGUACUUGGUAAUUCGAAGCCUCAACGUCCCGCGAAAAGACAAGCGAGUCCUGAUAUUCCUGAUGGGAGGUAGUAUCCUUGGUACAUUCGCUACCGUGAUGAAGAUCAUAGCAAUGCACAGCAUCUCCAAUGCUGCAGACAUGACCUAUUCCUGGUCAGAGCUCAUAAUAUGGUCGCUGACCGAAAAUAAUAUUUUCAUAAUCGCCGGAUCGUUCCUUGCAUUAAAACCAUUUUGGCGUGUUGUCAUCGGCAGAUACAGCUCAUCCAUAUCGUCAGAUGCACCACGGGGGACACCACGGCGAGGAGAACACGAACGAGCGAUCGAGGAUAAAGAGAUGCAAGUGUAUAAUGUAGGGUCAAAGCCCAAAACUGGGAAGACACCCAAUCUGUUUUCGACAACGUUUCGAGUCAGCAGCGAGGAGAGCUUGUGUCCGCAGCAAGACAGCACUUCCUUGGAGACCAUUGAAGGUAUAUUGCACAACCAUGGAGAUGAUCGGUUCAAAAGGCAGGCCCACAUAGCGAGCAGUCGUAAUGGUGUAGUAUCGUCUAGCGAUGGAAUGAACAUAACAGUCACAAACGAGGUGGAGAUCAAAUAGACAUCUCACUAACGAGCCACAUGACCUCGACCCCUCGAAUUGCGAGCUUUAUGUCGUGAACAAUAUUUGGCCG
Didymella exigua CBS 183.55 is the source of this 1724-nucleotide messenger RNA. RefSeq lists its product as uncharacterized. The coding region runs from base 440 to 1651 and encodes 403 amino acids. NCBI's taxonomy places the organism in Eukaryota, Fungi, Ascomycota, Dothideomycetes, Pleosporales, Didymellaceae. The record is from RefSeq and is a predicted model, not a curated record. The transcript has 5 exons.